CAGUGAUGCAACAACCCGACAUUUCUGGAGGUACGGAUACAGCUGCGCCUUCCAACUUUGUGGCUCGCUGUAUCCAUGCCAAAACUGCUCGGGUUCGACCCUAAGUGAGUUUAUCUGUGUAACACAGCUGCAGGAACUGAGUGAACUCCACCCCGCAAACAUCAGUUGAGACACACAAACACCACCCAGCCAAAACACGCAGCCAAGAUGGCACCGCCCAUGAUCGAUCCCGCGCUGUUUGGCGAGCUCAAGUCCAAGAUUGAGGAGGACAUCAGCGUGAGGAAGGAGCUGGACCAGAUCCUCGAUGACCUGGAACAGCACGUGUCUUUCACCCAGGGCCUGCUCUCGCGCAUCCACUCGACACCGCGGUCGAAGUACGCAACGCUGCUGAGUGAGGUCGAGGGCGGCAUCAAAAAGGAAAUUGAGACAACUGGCAGGCUCUCGACCUUUGCGUCGCAAUAUCCAUACUACAAGUACAACCACAAGUGGACGCGCACGGUGCAGGAUGCCAUUUCCACCGUGAUACUCUGCGCGUGGCUGGGCGGCAUGUCACCGGCCUCGAAACCGGGCGAGGUCGGUCGGCUGCUGACGCUGGAGGACGUCGGCGAGGCUUUUGGCGUCCCCGUCAACCUCAAGGACCGCGACGCCUUCCACAUCACCAUCGAGGAGUACCUGCUGGGGCUGAUCGCCGUUAUCGACGAACUCAGCCGGCUGGCGAUCAACUCGGUCACGCUGGGGGACAACGCCAUGGCCGUGCAGAUCAGCGGGUUCAUCAAGGACCUGCAUGCGGGGUUCCAGGUGCUGAACCUCAAGAACGAUAUCCUGCGGAAGCGGGUAGACUCGAUCAAGUACGCGGUCAAGAAGGUCGAGGACGUGGUCUACGAUCUGUCGCUGCGGAAUCUCAUUCCGCAAGAGUCGCAAUGAGCGGCAGCCCGGCGCGAGAUGGGUUCUAGGUUGCUACCGGGACUCGAAUGCACAGAAUACGACCGUCUUGGAAGCUCUUUCAUUGCAGCCAGGGGU
Thermothielavioides terrestris NRRL 8126 is the source of this 1020-nucleotide messenger RNA. RefSeq lists its product as uncharacterized. The transcript has 5 exons. Gene Ontology annotation, cellular component: nucleus; cytoplasm. Gene Ontology annotation, biological process: RNA metabolic process. The record is from RefSeq and is a predicted model, not a curated record. Gene Ontology annotation, molecular function: sequence-specific DNA binding; RNA binding; single-stranded DNA binding. Lineage: Eukaryota; Fungi; Ascomycota; Sordariomycetes; Sordariales; Chaetomiaceae. Bases 208 to 924 code for a protein of 238 amino acids.